Molecule: messenger RNA, 2313 nt
Organism: Botrytis sinoallii
Lineage: Eukaryota; Fungi; Ascomycota; Leotiomycetes; Helotiales; Sclerotiniaceae
Exons: 2
Coding region: 862-1920 (352 amino acids)
Source: RefSeq, a predicted model, not a curated record
UGGAUUUGGGUGUGGUUAUGGUUGUGGAUAUGGUUAUGGUUAUGGCUAUGAUGACUCGUGGGGAUUUGCUAGUCCUGGGGUUUAUUUGGUUGUUUGGUUGUUUGGUUGUUUGAGGCUGGAUGGGAAUAGAUGGAUAGAUGAAGAGAGGGAGUGCAGGAAUACAGAAGAUCAUCAAUCGAUCGAGAAAAUCUACAGGAAGGGAAGUAGUUGGAUGUUGGUUACGGCGCGGCCGAAGAUUAGAUUUGUGUGGGAAGUUUUCCUUAUAUCUUGCGAGGUUCUGGGUUUCUUUUCUGGUCUUUUUUUCUGAUGGGAUAUUUUUAUUUGACUUUACGUUUUGGUUUUCGCAUCUCUUGGUCUUCUUCUCUUUUUGUUCUUACUGUUUCAGACUUGGAAGUUUGAAGUUGGAAUUUCGUUGUGUGGCAUGCAUGUAGAGGUUUGAGUUGAGCUUCUAAUUCUCAUUACGAACGCGGAUACAUCAUUGCAUUCGAAAUAUCUCCUCUCAUGCGUGCGGAUUGUCAUUCCUGCUCAUAAGCUUUUCGUUCCAUUCCUCGGGUAUCAGUCUCUUUUCGGAGCGUUUUCAAAGACUUCAAGCAGAACGCUUUCUUAUCAACUGGAAUGCGGAUAUAGUGGUGAAUGGGAAUCGUGGAGUUGCUUGAUAUCAUAUCUUAUACUUUGUUCAUUCAGAUCUCUUCUCUUUACAUUCGUAUCUCUAUCUCGAUUUCAGAUUUGUCGGAUAUAGAUAGAUGAAUAGUGUGGUUGGAAGAUUUUGGAGAUAUAUACUCGCUACUCAAGUUUCUUUUUGAUACUUAGCCUACGUCUUUAUCUCAGAUUCUCAGUCUCGUUUUCAAGACAUUUUUCAAUAUGGCUUUACGAGUUGCACAAGUCUGCGGCAUCUGGUUCUGGCUCGCCUUCGCCUUCUUCCUCUUCGUCAUCUUCCACCAAUCCAACCUUGUGCUCCCCACCCCCAACCUAGACUCUCCCUCCCAAUUCCCCUCAUCCAUCUCCUCCAAACCCCUCACCAUCCAACAACGCAUCUCGCGCUCCGAAUCCGCCUGGCGCACCUCCGUCUCGCUCCGCCACGAAAUGGCCUCCCACCACCCCAAAUACCCACACAUCCCUCUCUUCCCCGCUCAAAAACUCUCCGACUUUUCCAAAACCCCCUACACCCUCUGGGACUUCUUCCCCGCAACCUGGACCUGUCCGCACGAUAUCCAGCGCGUAGGCCGUCUCGGGGACGGUGGAAAAUGGGUCUGCGGCAUGAGUCUCUAUGAAAAACAUCGCCCUUCUUCAUCUUCUUCCGCAUCCACCAUCUCCUCCUCCCAAACCACAAAUCCAGAAGAACACGGCAUAACCAUCUACAGCUUCGGCGUCAACGACGAAUCCACCUUCGAAGCCGAGAUGCUCUCUCGCAUCCCCAGCGCCCAAAUCCACGCCUACGAUUUCUCCGUUUCGAAAUUCGGGCCCCAGCUCUCCUCCUCCUUCGCCUCGCGCGCACACUUCCACAAAUACGGGUUGGGAGCGAAAGAUAUCCCCUCGCGCACGCCUCCCUUCUACACGCUACACACGCUCAUGAAACAGAAUAAUCAUUCGUACAUCGACAUACUGAAGAUUGAUAUCGAAGGGUCCGAGUACACCGCGCUGGAUGCGUUUAUGGAUUUUCAUGAUGAGGGGGGGAGUGGGGAUGGGACGUUACCCAUCGGACAGGUCAUGAUCGAGUUGCAUUUGGUGGAUGAUGAACAUGUACAUUUUGAACGCUUUACGAAGUGGUGGGAGCGAUUGGAGAAAUUCGGUAUGAGACCUACGUGGUUCGAGACGAAUUUGUUGGCGGUGACGCUGGGUGAGGGGAAGACGGAUCCCAGGUGUGUGGAGUAUGUGUGGGUUAAUGUGAAAGAUGAGAGGAGUAUUUUGUUGGGGGAGUAAAAGCUUGGAUCUAGGGUGUGUAAGAAUUUCCUAGAGAUCUAGAUUUUCUUUUUUUUCUCUUGUGUGGGUAUCUGGCCCCGGUUUGGGAUUUGGAAGAGACGACUGGAUUGGGACUUUUGGUAUAUAUGGGUAUGGAUAGGGGUCUGGCUGACUGAUCAGGACAGCAAGAGGUAUGUUUGUAAAUGAGAUGUAUAUCAUGAUAUAGAAUCUAUCUACUUGAAAUAGGUCUGCUAAAUUGCGUGCCUUGACAACAUUAAAGAGUUUCCAAGCCAUGAUAUGUCAUCUAAAAAUAUAAAUAGUAUAUGGAAAACUAAAUCCAAGGAUCUUUAUAUGUAUAUGACACAAACGCAAUGGAAGCAACCUUAAAAGUGUUAAUUAAUACGAUAUAUAUAU